This is a messenger RNA of Micropterus salmoides (largemouth bass), 1035 nucleotides long. It is a transcript of the gene dck, whose product is annotated as deoxycytidine kinase. Gene Ontology annotation, cellular component: cytoplasm; mitochondrion. The transcript is spliced from 7 exons. Gene Ontology annotation, molecular function: deoxycytidine kinase activity; ATP binding. NCBI's taxonomy places the organism in Eukaryota, Metazoa, Chordata, Actinopteri, Centrarchiformes, Centrarchidae. The record is from RefSeq and is a predicted model, not a curated record. Gene Ontology annotation, biological process: nucleobase-containing compound metabolic process. Bases 107 to 898 code for a protein of 263 amino acids.
UGACGUCUGUUGCCGCCAAACCUUAAACAACAAGGAGCCCUCCGCUCACUGCAGCAGCUGCACCAGCUUCAUCUAAGAAGGAAGACUUAACUAUAUUUGCUGGAAAAUGCCUUUUACUUCAAAGAGGCCCUGCCCCGAUGUAAUGAACGACUCAAUGGAGAAAAGGAUAAAGCGGAUAUCAGUCGAGGGAAAUAUUGCGGCGGGCAAAUCUACCUUUGUGCGCCUUUUGGAGCAGGAGAGCAGCGACUGGGAGGUGGUACCAGAGCCAAUCGCCAGAUGGUGCAAUGUCCAAACAAAAGGCAGUGACUUCGAGGAGCUGACCACAUCUCAGAGGAGUGGAGGGAACAUAUUGCAGAUGAUGUAUGAGAAACCGGAGAGGUGGGCCUACACUUUCCAGAGCUACGCCUGUAUCAGCCGGGUGCGUGCUCAGAUCCGUUCGGCCAAUGGGAAGCUCCAAGAGGCUGAGAAUCCUGUGCAGUUCUUCGAGCGGUCCAUCUACAGUGACAGGUACAUCUUUGCAGCCAACCUCUAUGAGAGUGAGUGCCUGAGUGACACAGAAUGGUCGGUCUACCAGGACUGGCAUGGCUGGCUGCACAGUCAGUUUGGCAAGCACAUUGAGCUGGACGGUAUCAUCUACCUCAGAGCUUCACCGGAGAGCUGUUUAGAGCGGUUGCACCUGAGAGGCAGGGAAGAAGAGCAAGACAUCCCUCUGGAGUAUCUGGAGAAGCUCCACUUUAAGCAUGAGAGCUGGCUGCAGCACAAGACUAUGACCAUGGAGUUUGAUUAUCUCAGGAAUGUGCCAGUCUUGUCCAUAGAUGUGAAUGAAGACUUUAAGGGGAAUGAAAUCAAGAGUGCUGACAUGAUUGAGAAGGUGAAAGAGUUCUUGAGCACGUUGUAAAGAUCAAUUGUUGAUGGAAUAUAUAGCCUAUGCGCAAAGGAAGUGAGUGUUGCUUUUUAAACCACAAACUGACACAACAAUGACAAUUAUUUUUCUAUACAUUAAAAAUGGUCCGACCUCUGGCAAUUUUUAAAAAA